UGUUGCAAUUUGUUUGAGGUUCACUCAAAAAAUGAAGUAUUUUGCCUGGACUAUCAGUGUAAUAAGCUAAUGAGUUUGGUAGCUAUGGCAACAUUAUAUUGUAGCCAUGGCAACGGACUGAAACAUUGUACACGAGUGUGUGGUUCAUCGCCCAUAUUGCUUUGCCGCAGCGCGGAGUUGUCAUUUCGAGCCAGCCAGUGAUUCUUGCCGUUUCACAGCCAAGUCCGAUCUCAGAAAAUUGACACUUUGUAAACUUGAGUGACUGAAAAGCGAACGUUUCGAAUUGUCCGCUCAUCAUGGCGUUUAUGUCCGAAUUCUUUGCCAUUGUGGUUGCCAUUUUAUCGAUGAGGGCCCUCUCUGAGUCAAAUCUCUGCCCGUCUCGGUCCCCUGUCAAAUGCUCUUGCCCGCAAGAGUGGCAAUUGUGGGGUAACGAGUGUUAUCGCCUCACUCCUUCAUACUAUAAUUGGGAUGACGCCAAGAAAGUUUGCCAAGGCAUGGGAGGCAAGAUGGCCACUCCUCGCUCGCUCGAGGAACUGAACUUCAUGGUGGAACUGGCACGAAAGGAGGACGGUGAAUACUACGCCUGGAUUGCUUGCAAUGACAAAGAGGUUGAAGGAACUUGGGAGUGUGACGGUCAGGAAGGAGGCGAGCCCUUCUUGGUAUGGGCUGAUGGGCAACCAAAUAAUUGGAAAGGCAAUCAAGAUUGUGCUAAGUUAGUCGUACGUUAUAUAGACACGAUGGAUGAUGAACAAUGUGAGAGAUGGUGGAAGGCUUUUUGUGUUCGUCUCUCAACCCAACCCCGUCAAUACUGCCUCUCUACCGACACCCACAGCCGCAUUCUCAACUCAACGUGCCUCCUCGACCACAACAUCCGGGAGUUUAUCACCGAGGGCGUGGUCGCCUGUGGCUCAGCCUGCGCCCAGGAGCCCGGAUGCCGCUCUUUCAACAUCAAGAAAACCGAAGACGGGAAGAAGAUAUGCCAGCUGAACAACAGCACAAGCUCCGAAGAUAAGGAUAAGUUUCAGAAGACUGAUUAUUUCUGUGUGUACUCAGAGGUGUGCCUUGGCUAGUCAUGACAAUAAUGGAACAAUUUCAAAGAUGCACUCUGCGAACUUGUGAAUUCGGAUUUCGUUCCGACGAUAAAACAUUCGCGAGACACUUGUUCUUAUCUUUACAUCACGUAGCAACUAUUUCAUUUUUUUUUGUUCGUUCUGAAACGAAAACACAGCUUCUGAUGUACUUUGAAGUAAAGAAUAUGCAUGUAAAUACUUUGCUCUUUUUGCGAACAUGAAAAAUGAUUGGAUUGAAAGCAUUUUGAGCUGAUGAAAAUCGUUCGAUUUCUUUCCAUAGAUUGCAUAACAGAUUUAAAGCGCUACUGCAUUGUACAUUUGCAAGUAGUUCUUGUUUUUGCAAUGUUUGCAUUUGUCAAAACCGACAACAAAUAUUGUAGAUCAAUUUUAUCGUUUAUUUCAUAUUUCUUAAAUUAUUAUUACCAUCACCAUUUUCUUUAUUUACACUAAAAAAAGGAAUUUUUAAAUCACUCAUGCACGUGUAGCAUAAAAAGCAACAUCCUUUUCAGCAAUGGUUUUCAAGACUGAUUUUUAUCGAUUUUGAAGCCAGCUACAAUUUCUUAAGUUGUUCGACAGUCAUGUACAAUUCAAAUUUUUUGAAAAUUUCAAAUCGUUGGCAAAUGGCAUGAUAAGGCCUAAA
Molecule: messenger RNA, 1710 nt
Organism: Patiria miniata (bat star)
Lineage: Eukaryota; Metazoa; Echinodermata; Asteroidea; Valvatida; Asterinidae
Product: C-type lectin mannose-binding isoform-like
Exons: 1
Coding region: 297-1070 (257 amino acids)
Source: RefSeq, a predicted model, not a curated record